Knipowitschia caucasica is the source of this 495-nucleotide messenger RNA. The record is from the annotation of a GenBank genome assembly. NCBI's taxonomy places the organism in Eukaryota, Metazoa, Chordata, Actinopteri, Gobiiformes, Gobiidae.
AUGUUCUUGGUGCUGGUCUCGGCCACGCUGGCAUCAGACAGGUCCACCUCGUCGAAGAUCAAGGACUGGAAGGAAACACAUGAGAAAGAGGCUGAGUCUCAGUCUGAGUCUGGGUCCGAGUCCGAGUCUGAGGCCGAGACUGAGGCCGAGUCUGAGGCCGAGUCUGAGGCCGAGUCUGAGGCCGAGUCUGAGGCAGAGUCUGAGGCAGAGUCUGAGGCCGAGUCUGAGGCCGAGUCUGAGGCAGAGUCUGAGGCCGAGUCUGAGGCCGAGUCUGAGGCAGAGUCUGAGGCAGAGUCUGAGGCCGAGUCUGAGGCAGAGUCUGAGGCCGAGUCUGAGGCAGAGUCUGAGGCAGAGUCUGAGGCCGAGGCCGAGUCUGAGGCCGAGUCUGAGGCCGAGUCUGAGGCCGAGUCUGAGGCCGAGUCUGAGGCAGAGUCUGAGGCCGAGUCUGAGUCUGAGGCCGAGUCUGAGGCAGAGUCUGAGGCCGAGUCUGUCUGA